Molecule: messenger RNA, 6338 nt
Organism: Zychaea mexicana
Lineage: Eukaryota; Fungi; Mucoromycota; Mucoromycetes; Mucorales; Lichtheimiaceae
Exons: 6
Coding region: 435-5981 (1848 amino acids)
Biological process (GO): ubiquitin-dependent protein catabolic process via the N-end rule pathway; protein ubiquitination
Cellular component (GO): cytoplasm; ubiquitin ligase complex
Molecular function (GO): ubiquitin protein ligase activity
Source: RefSeq, a predicted model, not a curated record
GUUCAACUGAUACAGUGUGUUAUGGGUCUAACAGGACAUGCGGCUUGGAUGAUACAUGUGUUUUUUGCUCUCGCUGUUUUCAUGCAACGGACCAUGACGGCCAUGAUGUUCUAUUUUCGGUGAGCCCUGGCUCAGGCGGCUGCUGUGAUUGCGGUGACCGGGAAGCAUGGAAGGUCCCGUUGCAAUGCAAGAUUCAUGCAACUCCCAGCGACCAUAAUGAAAGUGAUGAAACUGAGCAGGUACCGAAAAAAGUGGUCGACGCUAUACGCACAAGUGUAUCUUCUGCUCUUGAUUUCAUUUUGGGUACGUUUGCAUUGGGUCCCGAAGAAUUGUCUCUAUCAGCAUCACCAAACGAGUUUGUCAAGGAUGAUGGGAGCAAUAAGAUAUCAGUGAAGUCGGAAGAUCUGUUGCUCGACCGCGACGACGAUGUGGAUAUGGAUCAAGUAGACACAGAUUCAAUGUUCGGCAGCCAAGCUCGUUCCCCAUCUCAGCCAUCGGAUGUUGGGGAAAGGGACACGGUGGAGGAAUACGUCUGCAUUGCAUGGAAUGAUGAAGGUCAUGCCUUUUCACAUGUUGUUGAGUGUAUAAUGGCUGCCACAGGAUGUGAUUGGGAACAAGGCAAAGAGACGGUAGAUGCCAUACAUAUACAUGGCCGCAAAGUAAUCGCUUCCUCAACAAACGUCGAACAGCUACGAAAAAUUGCAGCGCCACUUGCAGCCAUCAAUCUGGGAGUAACGAUCAGAACUGCACGUGAUGUGUACCGUGAAAAUGUGUGCAGCUUGCUUGUAUUCUGGCUGAAAGAGCUGGUUCACGGACGCACUCGCUUUUUUGCAGACAUCCCAAAUGGUGAUACAGUUGUACGAACAAUCGUGCGCGAGGAAUUAUGCGCUGACUGGGGGCUACAGUCGUCUGCACAGGAUGGUACCUUCGGUGAAGAUUAUGAUGUGAAUGGUGGAUUCUCGGGAACGGAAACUACCUUAGGAUCCGCUACAACAGACGUGCCCGAGGAAGACAUCGAGAUGCUCGAUCCAGAUGCAAGUUUCAAGGAGCCAGAUCAAGUGCAAACCAGAGUGAAGCCAGAUAUUGCAGACAUCGAUUGGCAACCAGCAGAUAUGAUUGACGAGUUCCAAAUGCUAAGAAUUGAAGAACUUUUUCUGUGGGAAAAGUUAAUGUCCCACGCCAGCGUAAAAGGAAAGAGUUUGGAUGAAUCAGCCAGGAAUAAUUUCGCCGAGGAAAUGGCAUCAUCUGCAAUUCAACGAGAAUUCGAAAGGAGGCUUCGACUGGAUUAUUUACUGAUUUCUGACUUAAAACUGUGGAAAGAAAUUCGUGUCGCAUUACGUGAAUUGUAUAUUACCUCCCUCAUCUCUGAUAAUACGUUUCGAAAAAUACUAGGGAAACGGCUGGCUAGAAACUAUGCUAGACUGGCAGAAUCGUUUCUUCUCAAAGACCGAGAACCAGAGAGUUCCAUCAUCCUCUUUUCUGUUCAGCUUCUCACAGUCCCAUCCGUCGCCGACCUCCUUGUCAACCAGUAUGACUUCUUCGGCCUCAUCUGCUCGUCCCUGACUGCCUUCUUUUUGACCGAUCGCUUAUACCUUGUUUUGCCUUCUGAACGCGAACGAUAUCCCGCGCGAGUCAAUUGCGAAUCACGAGCAUUCCGUACCCGACGCUAUUUCAACGCUUUUCAUGAUUUACGCUACAUAAUGAACGUCGAUAUGAUUAAGAGUGUUCUCGCUCAAGAUCCACUUUAUUUGCGCCAAUUUCUCGAUCUAGUCGGCAUGUUCCAGUGUAUGAAUGCCCAAGUUUGCCAGAAAGACGCCCAUGUGGAAUACGAGUCCGAAAUUUGGGUCAACGCCUUUAAUGUGACCUUACAGAUAGGAAAAUGUUGUCGGCAAUUUGCGGCGUGCUUCGGAAAGCUGCCAUUCUGGGACCCGUCGGGCCGUGCGUCAGCUACUCGGACACUUGUACGCGCCAUAACACGCAUCCUCAGAAUGAUCAAUGACUGGGGCUCUGAACCAGACGAUAUGCGGUCCGUAGAUGACAACUCCUCAGCACGGAAAUUACGCCCUGCCACGCAACAACCAGUACUCAAAUACGACAUCACAUCUCAGCCGGUAUCGUUCCACCAACCCUUGCAUUGGCUUCUUGCGUUCGUUCUCGAACACACUGCGUCGCUUAGUGAAGAUAUGCUUGCAGAAGCUGGUUUCCAAAACGGUUUUGAGCAAGUGCUUAACUUGUUCAGUGCAGAAAAUCAGGAGAAUAUCUCUCCAGCGGUACUACUACCCAUCAUCGAGUAUCCCAUCCGCACGGUAGCAUUCUCUGCCCAGAUUCGAGCAGGCGUUUGGGUGCGCAAUGGAUACGGAAUACGCAAUCAGGCUUUGCAUUACCGUGAUGUAUCGUUACGCGAAAACACGUACGACGCGGAUUUGUUUCUGUUGCAACUCGGUAUCUCUACCGUAGAACCCAAUUUACUACUCGCAACACUACUGGAUCGCUUCGGACUGGUGAACUGGUUUUUGGGUGAUCGUGAGCACGCACAAUAUGAUGCUGGUCAGUCAACCUUUAUGGUGGAAGAACUAUUGAAUGUUUUGGUUUUAUGUGCUUGCGAACGCGCGAACGUCACGGGCAUGAGCAUAGAAUCGAGGAUCCGACGGGAAAUUGUACACAACCUUUGCCUAAAUCCUAUCACAUAUUCGGAGCUCACCAAGCGGAUACCCGAUCGUCUGCAUGAACAUGUCGCGUUCGACCAUCUACUAUCCGAGAUUGGUCAGUUCAAGCCGCCUGUAGGUGUGAAUGACACAGGCACAUACAUCCUCAAAAACGAACACUUUGACGAGGUCGACCCGUAUUUUUACCAUUACAGUCGCAACAACCGAGAGGAAGCCGUCGAAAUGUUGAAGAAACGCUGGAAAGAGAUUAAUCCAUCCGCCGAUCCAAAGAGCUUCUUCAUAUUGCCAAAGUGUACACAAAUUACAAACGGUGCUUUCCGAUAUCUAGGCGAUUUCUUGCACUGUACUGUAUUUACUCAGAUGAUGGCGUACGUCUUUUGGAACGUACGGAUCAGUGACAGCCACAAGAGUGACACGAACCUCGAGCAAGCUCUGUACCUUAUCUUACUAGCAUUGACGGACGAGAACAAUCGACACAGUGCAGCAAACCUGGAUACUGCUAUUGACGACGAUGACAGCGAUAACCCCGAGCUAGCCGGUUUUUAUAAAUUCGUGUGCGACCACUACUUCGCCUUUACAAACGACGACCACUCCCAAGACUUGUCUUUAUUCGACAUAAUGUCUAUAUUCCGUGAUGAUGACAAGUACAAAGAAAUACACGCUCAGUUGGAUUGGAUCUUUGAAAAACUCCUGUCCCAUGGCCCUGGAAGGACACGCCGCAAGGUUCAAAAAUGGAAGGACGGUAGGGCACUGAAAAUGGAGGACAACGAGUCUACCGUGUCCGAACAACAGGCCAAGAAGCUGGCUGCCAAGGACCGCCAGAUGAAGAUCAUGGCCCAGUUCGCACAGGCACAGUCCCAGUUUAUCGAGCAGAACGAGGAGCUUUAUGAUGAAGAAGACCAGGACGAAGAAGAACAGUCGCAGAGCAAAAGCAAGGAAGAUGAAAAUACCGCCGAUAAUACCCCAACAAACGAUGGUUCAGUUAGUCGACUGUGCGGCUAUCCUACUGGGACAUGCAUUGUUUGCCAAGAGGAAGUUAGUGAUAAGUCUGCACCGUAUGGUCUGCUUGCAUUGAUCCAGACUUCCAAUAUCAUUCGAGAAAGCCAUCCAUCUCAAGCAAAUGAAGUGCUUGCCAAAUUCAAGGCCAAUGAUGGAAGUUUGGACACGGAUUGGCCAGAUGAACAGGGCCUUCCAGAAGAUGCGAGCGAUAUACCCGGACUUCCAGCGCAAAUGAACAAAACAGGGCUGUACGUAUCAACAUGUAGCCAUCUGAUGCAUAUCCGGUGCUUUGAGGUCUACUGCUCGUCGAUCGAUUCCAGACACUCAACUCAGCUGACACGCAAUCAUCCAGAGAACCGUGCACGGAACGAGUUUAUGUGCCCGUUAUGCAAAUCGCUGGGCAAUGUCUUACUGCCCAUUUACUGGAAAGGGCGCAAGGAAAUAUUUCCAGGGCCUGUUUUGCACAACGAGACUUUCAAGUACUACAAUUUUUUACGGAGCAACGUGCAGCAAGGGGUUGACCGUCUCAAACAAGCCAUCAUCAAUCGCUCACAGCGACGACGCAGUAACGGAAGCAAACUAAAGGAGGCAUUCUCCACAUUUGUUCCUUCGCUUCGGAAUGCACCGUCCGGAUCAACAUCGGCAAGCACCGGCAACGCGAUUGGCACGGCCACUAGAAAUGAAUACGAAUGGCAAAACAUUCGACGGCCGCAGGCUACCAGUCUUGAGCUAUUGUCUCCACAAGAAGAAGCAAGCGCCUCAACCCCACUCAUCUCCUCGUCUCCAAUGGCAACGGCGUCAACUGGGCCAGGAAGCAUAUACAACGAUCGUCGCUUCGGACCAUUUGAUAGUGACAUUAUGCAUCCAUCUACGUCUGCCAACCUACCUAGUGUGUCGAAAAUGUACGUGCGGAUUUCUGAGGUGAUUUCCACAAUAUACCAAGAAAUAUGCAGCGACGACGCAACACGUGAAACGUCGACAAAUGCAAAGAACAUUGACCUUUUAUGGGGAUUGCUUGGUUACACCGUCGCUGGCGUCGAAAUAGCAGCAAGGGGUCAGCAAAAGCCCAUGGGGCAAAUAGAAGACGAGGAACUUACUGGCUCGCUGUUUGACCAAAUCCCGCAACAGACACGAUUGCUUCUGCGCAUCAUUUGCGACAGCAUACUGGCGUACACGUGUAUUAUGUGUCACCACGAACCUGGCGGAGGUCUUCCCACCCCAACUCAUGCAAAUCCCGGACACACACUGAUACGCGUUCAUCUGCUUGCACUCGCUCGUCUGCGACAAGUGUUUGCUGAUGUUCAAGUUGGAGACUUUCUUCACCUGCAAGGGCUCAGCUACGAGCGCAUGGUCGUGUAUGACAAUCUUCCGUUGUUGCAGGAUGAUCCAUUUAUGAUCCUUACCGAGCUAACGUUUCAUGGAAUACCCUUUGCCAAAAUGAGCGUUCAUAUUAUGAUGCGUGUUCUCCUGCUCGCCGAGCUGACCAAGACAAUGGCUGCUGUAACACAGGAGCAGUUGAAAGUGGUUUCGUCAACUCACGAACGAUUUGUGCCAAGUAACGAUGACUGCAACACUAAGGAAAUCUCGGAGGAGCAGACAGCAGCUGUCAGGGCAUUUGCAAUCUUUGUUAUGGAAAGUCUCCAGUUCUCUCAACAAGAAGCGGAUACUGUGUAUGAAUCCAUCGGGCCUGCGAGACUGUACGAACUGUUGCAAUCAUUUGGCUUGCCAUACCUACGACGAUCGAUGAUCCUGAUGAUAGUCCGCUAUGGUUACAUCCCAAGUGCGCGGCAACAACGACCUGAGGCGAACGAGUUUGACCGCUUGUUGGAUUUGCUAUGGCUUCCGGAAAUGACCGAACUUGUAGAACUGAAAGACGAAAACAAGCAGCUUAUAUCUGCAUGGUGCAGCGAUCACCUAUCCGAAUCCGAGCGUGCAACGCGACUACAGAGCCUCUCGUGGCGGUUGCUGGACAUUACACUGGACUCGCCGACUCCUUUGUAUUUGAUCCCCUUGCCAAGCAAACUUGAAGACUUGAUUGAUGAAAGCAUGAGACGCGUGUGUACGAAAUGCGGCUCCCUACCAAGCGAUCCAGCUGUUUGUCUACUGUGUGGAACAUUUGUGUGUACCCAAAGCUUUUGUUGUGCAGAAGACGAAGAGGGCGAGUGUAAUUUGCACAGUCAAGAAUGUGGCGGUGAGAUUGGACUGUUCCUGUCUGUCAAGCGAUGUGUAGCUAUCUUACUACACAAUGGAAACGGCUGGUUCGUAAACGCGCCGUAUCUAGACCCACAUGGUGAAGUGGACCAAGGAUUGAGGUAAUUCCGCGCGAUUUACAGUUACGGAAAAAGAAAUCUUGGUAACUUAAAAAAUCCCCUUUUUAGGCGAGGACAACCACAAUAUCUUAAUCGUAAACGAUAUGCCGAUAUUAGAAAGCUGUGGCUCCAGCAUAAUAUCCCUGUGUAUAUUGCGCGCCAGAUUGAGGCGAAUUACGAUAUAGGAGGAUGGACAACGUUAUAAUACUACUUUUCGCUGUAUCGAUAGAAUUGAGAAGGAAAGAAAAAAGCUACGCACAGAUCCAAAUUUAAAUUGGUUGCAUGGCAACAUUCCGACAUUCGGUGUAACAGAGUGUUAGGGGGAAAUCAUCCAGGGGUAAAUUUACAUUUGAGAUGGUUUUUC